AUUUUUUUUCCUUAUCAGAAAUUUGAAAAUGAAAAAUUGAUUUGAAAGUCGAAACUAUUUUGAAACUAAAUAUAACUGGUAAUUUUAUUGUCGGCACUUGGCGUAAUUAUUCAUCACUAAAAUCUUAAUUCCGAAAUUUUGAGUAGUGAUAACUGGUAAUCUGUUGAAUAACGUUGUAAAGUAUUUUGGUUGACUAUCAAUGUGCGUUUAAGAUGAGUAACAUUAAGAAUCUUACCGAGCAUUCGCUGAACCUUUUACGUUCUUUGCCUAGAAUUUCUUUAGCAAAUAUUGGAAAUUUGAAGUAUAAUGCCAAGAAAAAAGUGAGUAGACGCGGUGAUUCCAAAGGCAGCUGUAGUGGACGUGGAAAGACCCGCCGAAUCAGUUACUUCCCGUUGGGAAGCGAAUGCAAGAAAACUCCGUUUUUCUUGAUGUUUCAUGAAGAAAAUUACUAUAAAAAUAGACUGUUGAGAAGAGAAUAUCCACCUUUGACUCUCGCAGCGUUACAAAGGAUGAUAGAUUUGAAUCGUGUAGAUACGACGAAACCGAUAGAUUUAGCCGCUAUUUGUCGUACGGGACUAUACAGAUGCGAUAAUUCGUCGAAUCAUUUUGGAAUCAAUUUAACAGACGAAGGUGCGGACAAAUUCAAUGCAAAGAUCAACAUCGAAGUACAGUGGGCUUCUGAACCAGUUAUCGCAGCUAUCGAAAGAAAUGGAGGCGUAAUAACUACAGCUUACUACGACGUUAGAAGUGUCGGUAUUUUAGCUAAUCCGAAGCGGUUUUUCGAAUCCGGCGAAUCGAUCCCAAAAAGAAUGCUUCCUCCUGAUGAUGCAAUUUUGUUUUAUACCAGUGCCGCGACGCGAGGUUAUCUGGCCAAUCCGGAUGAAAUUUCGUGGGAAAGAUUAGUGUUAUCUCAGAAAUACGGCUACAGAUUAUCAAAAUUGGAAGAAGAUCCGGAUUACAAAAUGUUGACAUUGAAAAAAGAUCCGCGUCAAAUAUUUUUUGGGCUUGAACCAGGCUGGGUUGUCAACUUGAAAGACCAAGUUAUUUUGAAAUGCACAAACUCUGACAUUGGUGAAUUUGUCAAGUCGUAAUGAGAGGAACGAGUAGUUAUACAUACAUAUAAUGGAUGUCACUCUGGAGUACAUUCUUCUUAUUAAAAUAUUGAGCUAGCAUCGA
Messenger RNA from Planococcus citri (citrus mealybug), 1176 nucleotides. It is a transcript of the gene mRpL15, whose product is annotated as mitochondrial ribosomal protein L15. Gene Ontology annotation, cellular component: mitochondrial large ribosomal subunit. The transcript is spliced from 5 exons. Gene Ontology annotation, molecular function: structural constituent of ribosome. The record is from RefSeq and is a predicted model, not a curated record. Lineage: Eukaryota; Metazoa; Arthropoda; Insecta; Hemiptera; Pseudococcidae. Gene Ontology annotation, biological process: translation. The coding region runs from base 213 to 1091 and encodes 292 amino acids.